AUGAGUGCAGUUGACGAUACAACACAACUAUCUCAAGCGAUUACACAUGGUGCUUUGAGUUUCUUUCUAAAUAAUCCGUUAGCUCCUCAACGAGGCGAACGUUCACGAAUGGACACAUAUGUUAGUGAUCUAAGCACACAUAUUAUUAAAGACGCUAGCAAAACGGUAAGUGCACAGAAUGAUCAUCAGACUCCACUGGAAGGUACGCUGACUGUUUCCGAAAAAUUUGACCAUUCACUGACAAACCAUGAGUUUACUCAUGAUGGUGUUCGGUCUCGAUCAGGUGAUGAAAUCAGUAACGAAUCGGAUUCUUUACCGAAAAAUCCAACAAACGACAUCGUACGAUCGUUGAGUGAGUCAGCUAUUGUCAAUCAUCAAAUUAUACACGAACAAUCAUUACCGAUUCGUCAAGAUGAAAACUCAUCCGAUAGCGAGGAAGUAUAUGGUAUAGAAACAGCACCCAUGAAUGUAUCUGGUCAUGCUAAUGAUAAUCAAUCUGAAGAAGAGAAUCCUAUAAAUAACUCAUUGCAUGACGAUGAUCAUGAGAAAUUUGAGAUAAAGACAGGAUCUGUUGAUGAUAAUUCUUCAUCAUCAGCCGUUAUUAAACAAGAUAAUCUUGAUGAAAUAAUACGGUUUCGAGCAAUUCAUACAUUACCUGAAGAAACAUCAACAUCUACACACUCACCUGAUCAGACUGACCAUAAUCUUGAAAGUCCUCAGCGUAAUAUAUCAUUAAUUAAUCAUUCAAGAUCAUCGGUACUCGAUGAUUCACAAUUAAAUGAAGAAAAUUGUCAAGAAAAAUCUUUAAACGAGCAUCAUUCGACGGAAUUGGAUGACAAUCAUCUAAAAAAUCCAUUGCUAAAACAAUGUUAUUCAUUGGAAUCAUCAAAAGAAAACAUAAGCAGCAUCAAUCACCAACAGUCAACUCGACCUAAUAGCAGCCAUUCAAGUCGUCUUUUAACACCAAACAACGAGUUGACGCAUAGUCCCUCGACUGAACAACUGCAAAUACCAUCAAAUGAAUUCAUUAAUGAACGAGUUAACAGUCCACCUCCAACAACAGUACGAGAGAUUCGAUCUAUUAUGUUAUUCAAUCCAUUAUUAAAAUACAGCUUCACCGGUACAGAACAAGAUCAAACUAGAUCACCGAGUGAGAUGAGUCGUAAAAGUUCAAUGGCGAGUGUAGUUGGUAAUGAGAGAGUCAUCGAAGACGAUAUUGCGUUAUCCAAUAAUCGACGAGAAAGUGAUGAUAAUAGGAAACCAUUAGAAACUAUUGAUUCACAAUCGGUCAGUGAACAUGAUGAUAAAAGCAAAGAGUCAACAGAACCGACAUCUCAUAGUCGUCGAGGAAGUAAUUCUGAGCUCCAUAAUGAUGUAUUAGACAAUACUCAACGAAAACAACCCAGUCGGGAAGGAAGUACCAUUGUUGAGCAAGAAAUCUUCAAUAAACAAGAAAGUCUUAUUCUGGAAUCAAAAGUAUCUGACAAACAGACAAAUGACCAACGAAAGAAUAGUACAGAUUUCAAACAACAAAUUACUCCCACAGAAAAACAGAAAUCACCCAUACGUCGAAUAAGUGAUACUCAGACGAGUUCGAUUAAACAUCAAGAUUCAACCUCGUUAAGUAAUGGCAACACUCGAACAGCAUCUAGUAAACAUAAACAAGAAUCUACACCAACGACAGGAAAUAGCACAAAAUAUCGAAGAUUAUCACCGCCACCACAACGGCGUUUGGAAGACCGAUCAAAACGACAUUCACGCUUAUACACCGAUGAAACUACGGUUACACCCAUGGUUACAAACCCUUCGAAAUCUGGUCUACAAAAUCGAAAACGCACAUCUGCAACGGGUUCGGACUUCGAUCGGCAAAUGCCAUCGAAACUACCUUCAGUUAUAUCUUCUCCUCAACGAGAAAAACUCAACCGUUCUGAGACAUCCAAUACAAAGCUAGCACCGCUUCUGUCUGAUGGUUCGAGAUCAAACAAAUACACUUCCUCAUCGCCCAGCGAAGAUGAAUCAUCCACUCGAGGCUGGAUGAAACAUGCAAGUAUUCCUUCAAUACAUUUCAGUAAUGGCAAGCAAUCAGUAAGAAGUCAGGAAAAAGGUAAACAAGGUCAUCCACCACGACGAAGUGCUAGUUUGAACUCAUCGACACAUAUUCCUCUCAUUGAUGAUAAAUCGCUCGAUUCAACAUCAGCUAGAAACACUGAUCCUGAUGGACAAAAUACUAAACCAAGAACGAAUGAGGCCCAUAAAAAACAAAACUCAACUUUUUCCUCUAAACAACCGCGACAACAAAGUUCCUCUGAUGAAUUAGAACCGAAACGUCAAAAACCAUUGAAAGCGACAAAACCAAUAUCGGAACAUCUUCAUUCUACCCGUCGUCGAACAUCAAAUCGAGAAUCAUUAUCUAACACAUACGAUCGAUGUACAGCUACAGAAUUGAGUGGUUCUCAUCAAGAUAAAGAUCCUGUCAACGUGAAUAUCACUCUCGUUGUUAAAAAACUUUCCGACGGUGAAAAUUCUUACACAACAACAGCUGAAGCAUUUGUCAAUCAAGAGCAUCCGCCUACACCAAAUAAGAAACAUUCGAAACAACGUUCUAAAUCGGUUGGGCAUCAUGAUCACGAUGUACAGCAGACAACUAUAGAGAAACCGACGAAACAUCGUCCACCAAAACAUGUCUCCCGAACGUGUCAAACAUAUGAAUGCGUUUUUCGAAGAAUGGAACGUGAACGGCAAACAGAAUCGCGGCGAUUAAGCGCUUCGGAAAAGUUGAACCAGCAGCGAAAGUCUCAACUACGUUCAAGAACGAUGUCACCAAAAAAAUACCUUUCUCCAUACUUAACUGCUGAUCCGUUCAGAAUUGAAGAAAUACUUCGAAAACAGUAUUAUCAAUCUCGAAAAAAUCUAUCGAAAUCAUCACCGCUUGUUCGUAAUGCAUCUCCACGAGGAGGAAAACUAAUGAUUAUUCGACCGACGCUACCCUUUCAUUACGCAGAUGCCGUUGACGUUCAACGUAUAUGUCUUCAAUAUGCGAUCGAUCUAGUUCCACAAAAUCCCAAAUCAAAUCAUCGGAGCAUAUCAACUACUACGACAAAUGUGUCAAACAAAACACCUUCAAAUUACAAGGGUCAACGAGCAAAUCAGAAUAUGGCUUCGAAAAAAACUUGA
This is a messenger RNA of Adineta ricciae, 3174 nucleotides long. NCBI's taxonomy places the organism in Eukaryota, Metazoa, Rotifera, Eurotatoria, Adinetida, Adinetidae. The record is from the annotation of a GenBank genome assembly.